AUGACAGCUAUGAAUACUACAGAACCUACACUGCCACAAGUGGUUUGUGUCGCGAGAGCACGUAUUCCAACAACACAGGGACCAGAUAUCUUUCUGCAUUUGUACUCGAACGACAGAGACAACAAGGAGCAUCUGGCGAUCGUGUUUGGUGAGGAUAUACGGUCUAGGUCGCUGUUCAAGAGACAGUCACCCAAUGAGACGCAGCAGGAUAGGAUGAUCAGGGGUGCGUACGUCGGGAAACUGUACCCGGGGAGACACGUUGCUGAUGUGGACGAGAAACUCGGGAUGAAACUGGAGUUUGACAGCAGGACAGGGGAACUCGUUUUUGACCCAAGGACUACAUGGGACGGACAGAAUGAUACACUCGUGAGGAUCCACAGUGAGUGUUACACCGGGGAGAACGCGUGGAGUGCCAGGUGUGACUGUGGGGAACAGUUCGACAGGGCUGGGAAGUUGAUCGCUUGUGAACACGAGAAGGAGACGGGGAUCAUUGGUGGUAACGGCCACGGUGUCAUUGUGUACCUCAGACAGGAGGGCCGUGGGAUCGGGCUGGGGGAGAAACUGAAGGCGUACAACCUGCAGGAUCUAGGUGCAGACACGGUGCAGGCGAAUCUGAUGUUGAAACACCCUAUCGACGCUAGGGACUUCUCCCUAGGGAAAUCCAUUCUGCUGGAUCUAGGGAUUAACAACGUCAGAUUGCUGACGAACAACCCGGAUAAGAUCGCACAGGUGGAACAUGAAGGUAUACUACACUGCGUGGAGAGGGUGCCCAUGGUGCCCAUCCACUGGACAGAUGACAACAAGGGUAUCGACUCUAAGGAGAUCGAGGGGUACCUCAGGACGAAGAUCGAAAGAAUGGGCCACCUGCUACAGAAACCACUCAACUUACACACAACUCCAAGCACAACGAUAUCGGUCCCAAAUCUGACCCCAACCAAGUAA
This is a messenger RNA of Huiozyma naganishii CBS 8797, 942 nucleotides long. It is a transcript of the gene RIB1, whose product is annotated as GTP cyclohydrolase II. Gene Ontology annotation, molecular function: GTP cyclohydrolase II activity. Bases 1 to 942 code for a protein of 313 amino acids. The record is from RefSeq and is a predicted model, not a curated record. Gene Ontology annotation, biological process: riboflavin biosynthetic process. The transcript has a single exon. NCBI's taxonomy places the organism in Eukaryota, Fungi, Ascomycota, Saccharomycetes, Saccharomycetales, Saccharomycetaceae.